Letharia columbiana is the source of this 1101-nucleotide messenger RNA. RefSeq lists its product as uncharacterized. The coding region runs from base 1 to 1101 and encodes 366 amino acids. The transcript is spliced from 4 exons. Lineage: Eukaryota; Fungi; Ascomycota; Lecanoromycetes; Lecanorales; Parmeliaceae. The record is from RefSeq and is a predicted model, not a curated record.
AUGAAGAUGCAUAGCAGUGUCUUGGAUUUGAGGGGCAAAGCAAAGUAUGACGAGCUUCUCGUAGUCAUGAGAGCUGAAAUCGAUUUCGAUUCCAGCCAUGACUUGUUCCAUUCUCCCACCUCGUGCACCGGUCAGCCUUCGAUCUUCUCGAAGCCUCCGCCCUUCUCUACACUACAUUCACCGCCGCGUGGUUUUCGCUACAGCCGGGUCGUCAAUGGUGGAUCACUGAAUUCUCGGAAUGCAUUCUAUCGACAUCUCCGUCUACCUUUACGAGUAUCUCAACGCCCCUUCGAACGCGAAAGAAAGUCUGAGGCUCGAAUAAGUGAUCUCCGUGACAGAGACACGCAAGGCGCCGACAACGGACUGUUACUGACGGUACUUACGUCAAUGAGUACGGUGCAGAUGAAGACUGCUGCGACUCUGAUGGGGAGAAUGACAAUCCAACAAAGGGCAUCGUCGAGCGUCAAGCAAUUGUUUCAAAUGCAAGAUUCACUGGCUCCCAAUAGUCAUCAAAACGGCCACCCCUACACACACAUCGUCGAGGCCGUGGGUGGGUCUUACUUCAAGCCCAUCCUGGCAGAGACAAACAUAAUACGCAAGACUCUUAUGGCAUUCCGGUACGUGAUUACUUUCCUGGGCUAUAAACUCUAUAUUAACUACGAAGUAGGCUCCGAUGCGACUAGUGCUCUGCCAGAGCUUGAUAGGACCUUUGAUAGAAAGGUUGUCCUCGCAUCCGAUGUCGCUCAUCUGUACGAAUGGAGCGGAUUUUUCCAGUCCUGGUUAUGGGCUAAAUGGCAUUAUCUCACGGUUACCUCAAAGCAAGAGAAAUUCGGCCUUACAGCAGAUCGGACAAAUGCGUCUCUUCGCUUGACGUUCACCAAAUUUGGACUUGAGACUGGUGAUGAGCUCUUUAUGAGCGAAGAUAUAUUCCGUCGGUUGGAUUACGAUGCGAUCCUCGACUGGCAAAAUUCCAAGUCAAACCAAAACAUCAGUAACGCGAAAGGAUUAAGAGGCUGUAGAGCAGCAAGCUUCCCAGACUCGUCAUUAGCAAGCUACAAGCAAGUCUUGCUCAGCAUUCAUGUUGCGGAGAGACUGAUAUGA